GGGCACGCGCGUGUGUCUUGCUUCUGGCGUACUGUGGUUCCUCGACUUCAUUCAGUCCCUCCCACGAGAGAUCAAGACCAUCUGGGGGUGCAAACUUUCAGGAAGCUCGGCACUGUACAUUCUGAAUAGAUACCUGUUCUUCGUAGGCUGGUCCCUGGCGGUUGUGUAUACUUUGCCAGGCAAGGCCGGAAAUGCCAGUUGUGAGGCUCUAGGAUAUGGCACAUUCUUUCUCCAAGCAGUAACUUGCGCUACAACGUCGUUACUCUUUGCCCUGCGAGUAUAUGUUAUCUUCUCGGAGAACAAGUCGAUCCUAUCCAUCUGCGGGCUCUUCAUCUUCACCCGUCUUGGCAUCAAUCUUUUCGUGAUGUCAAUUACUCCCAAUAUAACCACGGCAGGAACCGUCUGGUCUUUGUACUCUCGCUGCGAGAGCAACUUUGUAGAUGGACCGAUACUAGACCUCGCUAAUAGAUUGAACGUUGUGGAACCAUGUCUAGUCCUUGGUUUCGACACAUUCGUGUUCGCAAUGACCGUUGCGAAGACGUACGGUCAUGUCAAGGAAAUGAGGAGGUUUAGAACACCGAGCAUCGCGCAGUUGCUUCUGAGAGAUGGUACUCUAUACUACUUCGUCAUGUUCUCCUUGGGAUGUAUGCAAGCCGGAGUAUCCAUUAUUAGUAAUAAUUCAAACAGUGAACUAUCGAAUUCGACAGCAUACUUUGGUGUCUUUCUCGGUCCGUUCUAUAAUGUCGUCCCGAACAUGCUCGUCUCGCGGCUAGUUCUUAACCUCCGCGGGUAUCGAUCGCUUAAGGAGCUCAGUACGGCGUCCACCACCCCCACAGCAGCCGAAACACUUACAUCUAUCCCCGAGCUCUCGUUUGCGCCAUGCGUCAAUGACGAUCGUGGACAUGGUGGUCGUCUUCGUCGUUAUAGCGUGCGCGGCCAUGGGGAUGGUAGCCCACAGUACGACUACGAGAGCAGUAGACUGUGGGGAAACAUCGGAGCGCCGCUGGAGACUGGGUUUGGUGAUUAUGUCGAGGAGCCUUCAGUGCCGCUCAAGACGACGGGAGCAGGUGCCGGAACCGAACUGAUAGGGACAGGGAGGGAAGGCUACUAUGAGGCUGUUGCGGUUGGGAGUCCUGGUCCGCAUCAAAGUGAGAGGGGUGUGAGAGGAAGAGGACCUGAUACGAGAUAUUAUGAAGAGGACAUAGAGGCGGCAGGCGGGAUCCACAUGAUACCUCUUGGACGAGAUCGAGAUCAUCAUUCAAUUUCUUCUCAUGUCUCUUCCAGGCCUCUUUAGUGGUGCCCAUCUGCACGAAUGAGAAUCGUAACAGGUGUAAAUAUAUAAUGUUUGGUUAUUCUAGUCUUUUUGUGUCAG
Molecule: messenger RNA, 1372 nt
Organism: Stereum hirsutum FP-91666 SS1
Lineage: Eukaryota; Fungi; Basidiomycota; Agaricomycetes; Russulales; Stereaceae
Exons: 12
Coding region: 365-1294 (309 amino acids)
Source: RefSeq, a predicted model, not a curated record